This is a messenger RNA of Pseudomassariella vexata, 833 nucleotides long. Its product is annotated as ribosomal biogenesis regulatory protein. The record is from RefSeq and is a predicted model, not a curated record. Gene Ontology annotation, molecular function: protein binding. Bases 187 to 696 code for a protein of 169 amino acids. Gene Ontology annotation, biological process: ribosome biogenesis; ribosomal large subunit biogenesis; endonucleolytic cleavage in ITS1 to separate SSU-rRNA from 5.8S rRNA and LSU-rRNA from tricistronic rRNA transcript (SSU-rRNA, 5.8S rRNA, LSU-rRNA). Gene Ontology annotation, cellular component: nucleus; preribosome, large subunit precursor; nucleolus. The transcript is spliced from 2 exons. NCBI's taxonomy places the organism in Eukaryota, Fungi, Ascomycota, Sordariomycetes, Amphisphaeriales, Pseudomassariaceae.
GAACUUUUUUGCAGAAGUAGAUGAUAGCAGCUCCCAGUAGCUUUUCCGGUAAAAUACAAAACUUUUCCGCAACACACGAGCGGGACAGACACACGACCACCCUCUGCAUAACACAUCCUUCUAAGAGCUCCCAGGAUCCCAAUUGCCAUCCCACCUCCACCAACACACCUCUCCCAACGCCUCAAGAUGGCGCCAGAGAAACUCGAUAUUUCGGUCGACAAGCCCACACCCUACACCUACGACCUCGGCCUCCUUCUCGCCACCGACGCCAACCCGCUUCCAUCCCCAGAGUCGGGAUCCCUCGAAGAGCGCCUAGCCGCCACCGCCCGCGAUGGAGCACAAGCUCUCAUAAAUCAAAUGAUGAUGACUCUGCCGAUCCAAUCAACGAGCGCGGGUGUACUCAUGACACUUCCCGCGCCAGAAACCCCGUUGCCGCGCGAGAAGCCGCUGCCGGCGGCCAAGGAGCAGACCAAAUGGCAGGCGUUCGCAGCGCGCAAGGGCAUCAAGCCUAAGACGCGCGAGCAGAAGCACAUGAAGAGCCAGAAGUUCAACGAGGACACAGGUGCAUGGGAGAAGACGUGGGGUUACAAGGGCAAGCGGCCUGAGGGCGAGGUGCCCGCCGACUGGGUCGUUGAGGUGGACGAGAAGGGCGAGAAGGUGGGCAAGGAUCCCAAGCAGAAGAAACGGAGGACGUGAUGUGCGUCGGCCGUAUGGGGGGAGGACAACUACAUAUGGUGCGGGAAUGAUACCCAUGAUGCCAUUAGGGUUAUCAUGUCGAGGGGAUCAGCAAGUCGUAAGACAGUUUAGUCUCAUAUUAAGCGAUGCAGGCCAAC